Messenger RNA from Beta vulgaris subsp. vulgaris (sugar beet), 1485 nucleotides. RefSeq lists its product as uncharacterized. NCBI's taxonomy places the organism in Eukaryota, Viridiplantae, Streptophyta, Magnoliopsida, Caryophyllales, Amaranthaceae. Bases 1 to 1485 code for a protein of 494 amino acids. The transcript is spliced from 4 exons. The record is from RefSeq and is a predicted model, not a curated record.
AUGUGUAGUGCUACAAACCCGAAUAAAUUUGAAGACCAAGUUAUAUCAGAGAUUCAAAGUAUGGUGGAUGAAUAUAAUGUUCUUGCAAAAAAUUUUAGGAUGGCAAACGAUCGCUUUUGUUCAAGUACAUGCAGAAAUGUCCGGUUGAAACUUAUUGGACGAAGGGAUUCCGAUGGAAGGACUUACAACCUCCCAACAGCUUCUGAAGUUGUUGCACUUAUUGUUGGAGAUGUUGAUACUGGUGAUAAAAGGGAUAUAGUUGUGGAAACACAAAAUGAUAGUUACAAGGUAGAUGUUAUGCAUAGAGAUAAGUUUCCUUCGGAUACUGCGUCUAAGAAAAGGGAUAGGCUUACCAUGAGAGAGUUCUUUGCUUAUCGGAUUCAAGAUCGUCGCAUUGAAUUUUCAACAAUUUUACUUUCUAGAAGGCUUUAUCAACAAUUUUUAGUUGAUGGUUGCACAAAGAUGGAAGCAGAAAGGUUGUCUUUCAUUAGAAAUAAUCAACAAGCAUUGAGAGCUGAUAAUGUCAAGAAUUUGAAGAAUGCGAUUGACAGAGGAGACACUGAUGGCAUAUCUACUGGUAAUCGUGUAAUUUUACCAGCCUCAGUCACCGGAGGUCAUAGCUACAUGAGAGAAAAUUACCAAGAUGCAAUGGCAAUUUGUAGGUGGUAUGGCUAUCCAGAUUUAUUUAUAACAUUUACAUGCAAUCCUAAAUGGCCCGAGAUCACAAGAUUUGUGAAAAAGAAGGGUCUGAGGCCUGAAGAUAGACCAGAUAUUGUUUGUUGUGUUUUUAAGAUCAAACUUGACAAGCUGGUGAAUGAUUUGAAAGAGAGAAAGAUUUUUGGAAGAGUAAGAGCUGUUGUGUAUACCAUCGAAUUUCAAAAACGCGGUCUUCCUCAUGCACAUAUACUCCUGUUCCUUCAUCGUGAUGAUAAACUUCCUAACACAGAGGACAUCGACAAGAUAAUAUGUGCUGAGUUGCCAGACAAAGAAGAGAAUCCAGAACUAUACGAAAUAGUGACUAAGUUGAUGAUACAUGGUCCAUGUGGUAAUGCUAACACGGGUGCACCGUGUAUGGUGGAUAAAAAAUGCUCCAAACAUUUUCCAAAAAAGUUUAAUGAGAUGACAAAGAUUGACGAAGAAGGGUACCCAUUUAUAGAAGAAGAGAUACUGGAGCAAAGGGUUACUGCAGCAGCUUAUCACAAUCAACAAAAUCCCGACGAUCCUGAAAAAAUUGAUGAGAUCAAGAUGUAUUAUGAUUGUCAGUAUAUUUCUCCUUGCGAGGUUGUUUGGAGGAUUUUUGGGUUUAACAUUCAUUAUAGAACACCUCCUGUUGAAAGAUUAAGUUUUCAUCUACCCGAUGAACAAAUGGUUAUGUUUUCUGAUGACUCGCAUGUUGAAUCCGUCCUUGAAAGGCCAAAUAUUGAGAGGACAAAAUUCUUAUCCUGGAUGGAAUGCAAUAAGACAUAUGAUGAGCUAGAGAAUUAA